GGAGCGGCAGGUAUGAGAUGGCGGCGGGAGCACCGGCGCCCGGCGGGCGGCGCGGCGGCAGUGAUGCCAUCUGCAGUUUUGUCAUCUGCAAUGAUUCCUCCCUCCGCAGCCAGCCCAUCAUCUUCAACCCUGACUUCUUUGUGGAAAAGCUGCGCCAUGAAAAACCAGAGGUGUUCACAGAGCUUGUUGUCAGCAACAUCACCAGGCUCAUUGACUUGCCUGGGGCAGAGCUUGCCCAGCUAAUGGGAGAGGAAGACCCAAAGCUCCCUGGGGCAAACAGCACAGCCUCUGGAUUUUUUCGUUCUCUGAUGUCUCUGAAGCGAAAGGAGAAAGGGGUGGUGUUUGGCUCACCGCUGACAGAAGAAGGCAUUGCACAGGUUUCCCAACUAAUUGAGUACCUGCACAAAAAUCUAAGAGCAGAAGGCUUGUUUCGGGUGCCAGGCAACAGCAUCAGGCAACAGAUCCUAAAGGAUGCUCUGAACAGUGGUACAGAUAUUGACCUGGAUUCUGGGGAGUUUCAUUCCAAUGAUGUAGCCACCCUGCUCAAGGUGUUCCUGGGUGAAUUACCAGAGCCACUGCUCACACACAAGCACUUCCAUGCCCACCUCAAAAUUGCAGACCUGACGCUGUUUGAUGAGAAGGGCAAUAAGACCAGCACUCCAGACAAAGAGCGCCAAAUUGAAGCCCUCCAGCUGCUGUUUCUGAUCCUUCCUGCGCCCAACCGCAGUCUGCUCAAACUGCUGCUGGACUUGCUCUACCAGACCGCCAAGAAGCAGGACAAGAACAAGAUGUCUGCCCACAAUCUUGCCCUAAUGUUUGCACCCCACAUUCUUUGGCCCAGAAAUGUGACAGCGAAUGACCUUCAGGAGAAUAUCACCAAGCUAAACAAUGGAGUGACCUUCAUGAUCAAACACUCUCAGAAGCUCUUCAAGGCCCCAGUAUACAUCAGGGAGUGUGCCAGGCUGCACUAUCUGGGAUCCAGAGCCCACACAUCAAAGGACGACCUGGAUUUGCUGACAUCUGGCCCCAAGGAGCUGCAGCCUCUCAAAUCUCAGAAGCGAAGCCGGCUGGACACUUGCCAUCAGGAGGAGACCCAGCAGCGCACGGAGGAGGCACUGAAGGAGCUCUUCCGUCAUGUCAACAAUAUGCCUGACUCUGCAAAGAAGAAGAAGCUUAUCCGGCAGUUUAAUAAACAUCCUACAGCUCUGACUCCUGGCUCUGAGGUACCUACAUCCCCAGCACCACGACGCACCCGCUCGCGCUCCUUCAGCGGCCUCAUUAAGCGAAAAGUUUUGGGAACCCCAGUUAUCCUGGAGAGGAAGAACAGGGAUACCACACCAGAGCCUGAGCGAGUCAGCAAAGAGAAUGUGCAUCUGUUACAGAAAUGUGGAUCUCCUGCUCACAUGUCCCAAGCAAAGCUGAAAACUUUGGAGGGCAGAAAAGAGGAAUCCUGCAGACGCAUGCGAACCCGCCUGCUUUCCAAGGAUUCAUCAUCCCUCUGACUCGCCUCGCACCAAGGCAUGGGUGGGGAAUGCCCAGCCUCACAAGCUGUGAAUCACGUGCUGCACGGAGAGGGGAGUGCUGCAGGCUCACGGCAACCUUCCCCAGCAUGACAGCACUCUUGAAACUGGACCUUUGCAAAGACUGCAGGGACUUGUUUCUUUGUGUAUAUAAAUUGUAUUUCAUCCUACUAUGGGGCAAACCACUAUCUAACCAAAACUUGUGCAGCAUGUCUGACCUGCUGGCUCUGGGAAGAGUGGGAGUGUUUGCUUACAAGGAGAGCUCUCCGCAUUGCGGGGCCCUGUGUGCACUCCCAGCUUUCUCUGCAAUGUUGCUAGGCUGUGAUUUUCUUGCUUUUCUGCCGAGUUUUCAAUGCAUUGGCUUGUUUUUGCUUCUCCCUUGCUCUGUUAGCAGUGUGAAUGAUGGACUCCAACCUUCAUCCGCACCCUGACACCUUACCCCCAGGCCUCCUCUGGAGCCAUGUCCUCCUCUGCUCCCUCUGGGUUCUCUCUGCCCUGCUGUCCCUGUAGGGCUGGAGUGCACAAACGGUACAGAGCACAGGAUGGGCAUGGGAGGGAGAGGCUUUGAGUGCCAUCAUUUCAAUUGGGGUCAGGGGAAAACAGCUUCCCCAGUAAACUUAUUCCUCUGAUUCAGCUUGAGCUGGAGGCAGCUCUUGCUCACUGCCUGCAUGUUUCCAUGGCACAGCUGUGCCUGGUGAGCAAGGACUGUCUCUGCUUUGUGUUUGCUCAGGGAGGCUAAGCUGAGCGGGACAGGAGGUUGGCAAAGGCUGUCUGGGGCAGAACAGUUCAGCCUCUGGAAGCUGGGAUGUCUGGGGCAGGCAGUCUUGUGCUGUGUCCAGCGUAGAAAAAACAUGAACAGUGUAAGAGGCAAGACAGGGCUUCAGCCAUUUGUGAUCAGCUGCAAAUGGUGCCAAAGGCUUUGGCUUAAGAUAUCUAAAUGACUGCUCAGGCAACUUCCUGAUUAGUUAGUCAUUAAACUGGGGGAAGGGCUGGGUCUGGAUUCAGCUCUUUGGGCUGAGUUGCAGAAAUGAGAUGAAACCAUCUAGAUACAGGAUAAACCUUCAUCACAGCUGGCUAGUGUCAGUGGUCUUGUUAAACUAAAGUGCUCCAGUAAGCCGAUCUUGCCAAGUACCUGUCUGCAAGCACUCUUGGGUAGGAAACACAGAGGGUCACUACUGUGAAAUAAAGAUUUAAUCAGCUGGGGAACCAUCUAAACACUUCUCAGCCCUUCUCAGUGAAGCAAAUAAUCUCUGGAAUCCAAUUAUAAUUGUCUUCUAAUCUUUAAGAACCAGCAGGAGUUAGAGCUCUGUCCUUGACAGCUUUCAGAGACAACUGGUGGCAGGAGGUGUGAAGACUGGAACGUGAGCAGGGAGUUCAGUCCGACGGGCUAGAGCUAUCAAAACAGGGCAUUAGAGCCCUGUGCAGCUUCGCUGGAAUUUGUCACUUUUUUUUUUUACUGUGAUUUUGGGUUUUUUGAGCUACAAAGCAUGUUCCUCAUGCUGCUCUGUCCAAAGGGAUGUCCCUGGUACUUUACCAAGGAUGCCUGUCCCCAGCCUGACCCCAAAUUGGAGGAGCUGCCUCGAAAAUGUAGAGGGUAGUGGGACUGUAGAUAUGUGAGAUGGGAGUAGCUGGUGUUAGGAGCCUUUGCGGCAGCAAAGAGCAAGAUCUGGUUCUUCAGGGACUGGGCAGGUGAGGAUGCUGUGAGGAAAGGCAGAGGCUGUUUGCUGUGGUAGUAGUAUGUGCUUUUUGGAUGUGUCUGUAAUCAUUCCUUCAGGAGGCUGAAGAUGUCUAUGUGCUCUUCAAAGGGCACCAUGUGUGCUGCUGACUGCACUUCUACCCUGCCCCUGCAGUCCAUUGUUGGUGGAGACCUGGGGAUCUCAGCUUUGCCUCUGAACAAAGAUGAGGCAGAACUGAAGGUUGAGCAGCAGCACAGGGGGAGCUGAGUCUGGUCUUGCCACCUGUGCUCUUACUUGCAUCAGGGGUAGUUGCUGGGUGACACAUUUUUUCAUCCUAUCCCUCCUCUCUCCAUUUCCCCUAGCCUACUUAAGCAUGUAUCUCUUUAUGGGUGUCUGCUUGCAAGGCAGUCCUGCUGUUUAAAUACACUGCUCCGUAUCGAUAAGAGGAGCAUCACUCUUCUAUCCCCUUACUCGUUCUAGCUCAGGGACUCUGUCUGGCUUCUGGCACAGCUGAAAUUUGAAGAAGGAAAAUUAUCUAUGGGGCAUCAGCCUGGUGUUCUGCAUGUCUCAGAUGCCUCCCCUGCCAAAGGGGUGCAUGCAGUGUCCAGACAGCUGUCCCAGGAGGGGUUUGGUACCCUGGGCUUCAGCCCAUGGUGCUGUGCUCCUAAUGCUGAGGUGGGGGCUGGCUAACAGAUUUGGCCUCUAGGACGCUUGGCUGUUGGAGUCCCAAUGUACUCACACUGUCUCACAGGCACAGCAGAGUUUUAGUCAUGCCUGAAUGUGUCUCAUUUGUCUGCCCUGUGCAGUGACUCACAAGGAUGCUUCCUCCCAGAGCAGCCACUAACUGUUCCCAGAGUCUGUUAUUUCCAAAGGAUUUUCAAUCUUUGUUCUUAUUUAUAUAUGCUAUGUAUGUACUGUUUCAGACUGCUGCCUUUCUGUGUGUUCAUGUGAAAACCCCAUAUUAAAUGCUUUUAUUUUUA
Melopsittacus undulatus (budgerigar) is the source of this 4176-nucleotide messenger RNA. It is a transcript of the gene ARHGAP19, whose product is annotated as Rho GTPase activating protein 19. The transcript is spliced from 12 exons. The coding region runs from base 18 to 1502 and encodes 494 amino acids. Lineage: Eukaryota; Metazoa; Chordata; Aves; Psittaciformes; Psittaculidae. Gene Ontology annotation, cellular component: cytoplasm. Gene Ontology annotation, biological process: signal transduction; regulation of small GTPase mediated signal transduction. Gene Ontology annotation, molecular function: GTPase activator activity. The record is from RefSeq and is a predicted model, not a curated record.